UCUCAGGUCUACAACACCAAACAGCUGCACUCCGACUAAAAAAUCAACAAUGAACCAACAAAUGACUGCGGCUCUCCUCCUCUUUGGACUUUGCCUCGGCUCCUGCUCCCAGUUUCCACCACGCCGGUACUUCUACGUCAACCAGCCGCUGAUCUGGACUGAGGCUCAGCAGUACUGCAGGGCGCAUUACACCGACCUGGCCAUGUUUGAAAACAUGGACGACAUAAACAGCCUAGAAGCUCCUUUCUCCUACUCCUUCGCAUGGAUCGGACUCUGGGAUGACCCGAAUGCCUGGAAAUCUGCACUGGGCAACGGGACCAACUCCUGGAGAUGGUCUGCAACCGGAGAAACCAGUAAAACUGGUUACAAGUCAUGGAAUCCCACUAAUCCAGAUUACUACUUGGGAACAGAGACGUGUGUAAAUCUGUACUACGAUGGAACAUGGACAGAUGUAGAUUGUUCAUUUUUAUGCACAUUUAUUUGUUACAAUGUUACAGAUCAAAAUGUGAAGCAGUUUUUUUACAUCUCAACUAAGAAAAACUGGAGUUCUGCUCAAACGUACUGCAGGAAAAACUACGUUGACUUGGCAGUGAUCGAGAACCAGGAGGAAAACAACAAAGCUCAACGAAUGAUACCGAACUGGGACAUGAGUUGGAUCGGUCUGUACCGAGUGCCGUGGAUUUGGUCCGGCGGGAACCAAGGCUUGUUCCGGCGCUGGACCUCUUCCUCCCCAUCAAACACCGGCGGUACUCGGCACUGCGUCACUGAGAAUAAUUUACAUAAUUGGAAUGAUGAAAACUGCAAUACUCCUCAUGUUUUCAUCUGCUAUCAAGUGGUAAAGAAAGCCGCCCUGGUGAAGGUGACGACUGUGACCGACGCCGACCUGACCGAUCCAGACAUCAGCGCCCAGCUCCUCCAGCAGCUGGGCGCCGUACUGACAAGUCAGGGAUGGACUGAUUUCAAAGUACGAUGGAAGAAUAUAGCAAAGAAGAAGGACAAUAAUGAAAACAUAGGACAUUAGUAUAAUUAAUGUUCUCCGCAUAUUUACACUCUGUACAGAAUGUGAACCACUGUUGGUGAUAAUAAAUCUUCUAUAGAACCAAA
Molecule: messenger RNA, 1104 nt
Organism: Xiphophorus hellerii (green swordtail)
Lineage: Eukaryota; Metazoa; Chordata; Actinopteri; Cyprinodontiformes; Poeciliidae
Product: macrophage mannose receptor 1-like
Exons: 6
Coding region: 50-1021 (323 amino acids)
Source: RefSeq, a predicted model, not a curated record